Triticum dicoccoides is the source of this 1541-nucleotide messenger RNA. RefSeq names its product putative serpin-Z8. The record is from RefSeq and is a predicted model, not a curated record. The coding region runs from base 1 to 1473 and encodes 490 amino acids. NCBI's taxonomy places the organism in Eukaryota, Viridiplantae, Streptophyta, Magnoliopsida, Poales, Poaceae. Gene Ontology annotation, molecular function: serine-type endopeptidase inhibitor activity. The transcript has a single exon.
AUGGAGCCGCCACAGUCCACCGGCAUGGCCGAUCUCGCCGCCCGCCUCACCAAGCGCCUGGCGGACGCCAACAGCGGUAAAAACCUGGUCUUCUCGCCGCUUUCCAUCCACGCUGUCCUCGCGCUCCUGGCCGCCGGCGCCGGCGGGGACACGCUGGAAGAGAUCCUCCGCGUCCUGGGCGCGCGGUCGCGCCGCGAGCUUGAGGACUCCGUGGCGCGUCUCUUGGACGGCCCCCUCAGAGACAGAUCGUCGGAGCCUGACAGCGGCGGGCCGAGCGUGGCGUUCGCGUACGGCGUGUGGAGCGACCUGACGCUGCCGCUGAAGCAGGCCUUCCGCGACGCCGUCGUCGGCAGGUACAGGGCCGAGGCCAGCUCUGUUGACUUCCGCAACGAUCCAGAGCAAGCGGUGCGACAGAUCGACGCGUGGGCCGCGGCGGUCACGGGGAACCUCAUCCAAUCCGCCGUCCCUCCGAGAGCCGUACACCGGAAGACCAGGGUCGUGCUGGCCAACGCCAUCUACUUCAGGGGCAAGUGGGAAGUGCCGUUCCACGAGAGCUCGACCAAGAACAGGCCCUUCUACCGGCUCGACGGCACCGCCGUCGACGUCCCAUUCAUGUCGAACCACGACCGUCACCUCAUCGCCGAGCACGACGGGUUCAAGGUGCUCCAGCUGCGCUACAAGAGCAGUUCACGGUACCCUCGGACCCACGGCAUGUCCAUGUGCAUCUUCCUCCCAGACGCGCGCGACGGCCUGGCGAGCCUGCUGGACAAGAUCACGUCCUCAUCCCCGGCAGGAUUCCUGCGCGAGCACCUGCCGACGAGCACAGUCAGGGUCGGCAUGUUCGGGGUGCCCAAGUUCAAGCUCUCCUUCGAGAGCAGCCUCACCGGCGUCCUCAUCGACCUGGGGCUUCUGUUACCCUUCACCCGAGAAGCCGACCUCUCCGGGAUGCUGGAGGACGGCCAGCCGAUCAUGGUGCCAGAUGUGUUCCAGAAGGCCGUCAUCGAGGUAAACGAGGAAGGAACCAAAGCCGCGGCCAUGACGUACUGCCCAACCAGUCCAUCAUACUCGCCGGACCUGUCACGGCGAGUUGAUUUCGUGGCCGACCACCCGUUCGCCUACUUCAUAGUCGAGGAGGGGUCGCUCCCCGUCCUCUUCGCGGGGCACGUCGUCGACCCUGGCAAUGGCGCCGCGGCGGUGAUCCCGUCCCCGGCCCCGUUUCAGGAGUGCGCCACAACAAAAAGAGAACCCGACAAUGAGGUGAUGACCAAGUAUCCGGCUUAUGGUCUGUCGCCGGUAUACAACCCAGUAUCGCCGGUAUACAGCCCAUAUUCGCCGGUAUACAGCCCAUAUUCUCCGGCGUAUAACCCAGCAGCAUAUCGGCCAUCGUCGCCGGAGUACAAAAAGCCUCAGCCAUUCAGUACAGAGGAACCAGCGACGGGAGAAGAUGAACUGCGCGAGGAGAAAACUGAGUAGAUAUUAUGGGAAUGAGCCUAUAUAUUAUGGGGCACGCGAUCCACUAUGAUCGAAUGAAUUCUCCAAUA